UGCACCAACAGCUUGAAGUAUUGGCCAGCUUGACCCUGCAUUGUUAUUCACCUGAUAGCACACAAGAUUUUUUUUAUUGGCUGAGCUGCACAUCAUAACUCUCAGCCAUGUCGUCAGACGCUGAAAUGGCAGCCUUCGGGGAGGCUGCCCCUUUCCUUCGAAAGUCAGAAAAAGAAAGAAUUGAGUCUCAGAAUAAGCCCUUUGAUGCCAAGAACUCGGUUUUUGUGGUGGAUCCUAAGGAGUCCUAUGUCAAAGGCACGGUCCAGAGCAGGGAAGGAGGGAAAGUCACAGUCAAGACUGAAAAGGGAGAAACUGUAACAGUAAAAGAUGAUCAAGUCUUUUCCAUGAAUCCUCCCAAAUAUGACAAGAUUGAGGACAUGGCCAUGAUGACCCACCUCCAUGAACCUGCAGUCUUGUAUAACCUCAAAGAGCGUUAUGCAGCCUGGAUGAUCUAUACCUACUCUGGCCUCUUCUGUGCCACUGUCAACCCCUACAAGUGGCUGCCAGUGUACAACCCUGAGGUGGUAUCUGCCUACAGGGGCAAGAAGCGUCAGGAGGCUCCUCCCCACAUCUUCUCCAUCUCUGACAACGCGUAUCAGUUCAUGUUAACUGAUCGUGAGAAUCAGUCAGUCCUGAUCACUGGAGAAUCUGGUGCUGGAAAGACUGUGAACACGAAACGUGUCAUUCAGUACUUUGCAACAAUUGCAUGCACAGGUGACAAGAAAAAGGAAGAAGCCCCAGUGGCCCAAAGUAAAAUACAGGGUACCCUUGAAGAUCAAAUCAUCAGUGCCAAUCCCUUGCUGGAAGCCUUUGGAAAUGCCAAGACUGUGAGGAAUGACAACUCUUCUCGUUUUGGUAAAUUCAUCAGAAUUCAUUUUGGUGCCACAGGCAAAUUGUCUUCUGCUGACAUUGAGACAUAUCUGCUGGAGAAGUCCAGAGUUACUUUCCAGCUGAAAGCUGAAAGAAGCUACCACAUCUUUUAUCAAAUUAUGUCCAACAAAAAACCAGAGUUGAUUGAGAUGCUUCUCAUUUCAACCAACCCUUAUGACUUCAGUUAUGUCAGUCAAGGGGAAAUCACUGUAGCUAGCAUAGAUGAUCAGGAAGAGCUGAUGGCUACAGAUAGUGCCAUUGACAUCUUGGGCUUCUCAGCUGAGGAAAAAACAGCCAUUUACAAACUGACAGGAGCUGUGAUGCACUAUGGAAACAUGAAGUUCAAGCAGAAGCAGCGUGAGGAGCAGGCUGAGCCAGAUGGCACUGAAGUUGCGGACAAGGCAGCCUACCUCAUGAACCUCAACUCAGCAGAUCUAUUGAAAGCUCUGUGCUACCCCAGGGUCAAGGUUGGCAAUGAAUAUGUCACCAAAGGUCAAACUGUCCAGCAGGUAUACAACAAUGUUGGCGCUUUGGCUAAAGCUGUCUUUGAGAAGAUGUUCUUGUGGAUGGUCAUUCGUAUCAACCAGCAGCUGGAUACCAAGCAGCCCAGACAGCAUUUCAUCGGGGUGUUGGAUAUUGCUGGUUUUGAAAUUUUUGAUUUUAACAGCUUGGAGCAGCUCUGCAUCAACUUCACUAAUGAGAAACUGCAACAGUUUUUCAACCACCACAUGUUUGUGCUGGAGCAAGAGGAGUACAAGAAAGAAGGAAUUGAAUGGGAGUUCAUUGACUUUGGAAUGGAUUUGGCUGCCUGCAUUGAACUCAUUGAAAAGCCCAUGGGCAUUUUCUCCAUCCUAGAAGAAGAGUGCAUGUUCCCCAAGGCAACAGACACUUCUUUCAAGAACAAGCUCUAUGACCAGCAUUUGGGCAAGUGCAAGAACUUUGAAAAGCCCAAGCCAGGCAAAGGCAAAGCAGAGGCCCACUUUGCCCUGGUGCACUACGCUGGCACUGUGGACUACAACAUCAGUGGCUGGCUGGAGAAGAACAAGGACCCCUUGAAUGAAACUGUCAUCCAGCUCUACCAGAAAUCAUCUAUGAAGACACUGGCCUUACUCUUUGCUGAUCGCCCCCCAGAAGAGGGCAGUGGCAAGAAGGCUGGAAAGAAGAAGGGUUCCUCUUUCCAAACUGUGUCUGCUCUCUUUAGGGAGAACUUAAACAAGCUGAUGAGCAAUCUGAGGAGCACUCAUCCUCACUUUGUGCGCUGCCUCAUCCCCAAUGAAACUAAAACUCCUGGUGCCAUGGAACAUGAGCUCGUAUUGCACCAGCUGAGGUGUAAUGGAGUGCUGGAAGGUAUUAGAAUUUGCAGAAAGGGAUUCCCUAGCAGAAUCAUUUACGGUGACUUCAAACAAAGAUACAGGAUAUUAAAUGCAAGUGCCAUCCCAGAAGGCCAAUUCAUUGACAGCAAGAAGGCUUCUGAGAAACUUCUUGGGUCCAUUGAUGUUGAUCACACCCAGUAUAAAUUUGGCCACACCAAGGUGUUCUUUAAAGCUGGGCUCCUGGGUACUCUAGAGGAGAUGAGAGAUGACAAACUGGCCCAACUGAUUACACGCACACAAGCUGUGUGUCGUGGCUAUGUGAUGAGACUGGAGUUCAAGAAAAUGAAUGAAAGGAGAGAGUCUAUCUAUUCUAUUCAGUACAAUAUCCGCUCAUUCAUGAAUGUCAAAACCUGGUCAUGGAUGAAACUGUACUUCAAGAUAAAGCCUCUGCUGAAGAGUGCUGAGUCCGAGAAGGAGAUGGCCAAUAUGAAAGAAGAGUUUGAGAAAACAAAAGAAGAACUUGCAAAAUCAGAGGCCAAACGGAAGGAACUUGAAGAAAAAAUGGUGUCCCUGAUGCAAGAGAAGAAUGACUUGCAGCUCCAAGUCCAGUCUGAAUCUGAUGGCUUGGCAGAUGCUGAAGAGAGAUGCGAUCAGUUGAUUAAGGCCAAAAUUCAGCUGGAAGCUAAAAUUAAGGAGCUGACUGAAAGGGCAGAAGAUGAAGAGGAAAUGAAUGCUGAACUGACAGCCAAAAAGAGGAAACUUGAAGAUGAAUGCUCAGAGCUGAAGAAAGACAUUGAUGAUCUUGAGCUAACACUGGCUAAAGUUGAAAAGGAAAAGCAUGCCACAGAAAACAAGGUAAAAAAUCUCACUGAGGAGAUGGCAGUCUUGGAUGAGAGCAUUGCUAAACUGACCAAGGAGAAGAAAGCCCUCCAAGAGGCCCACCAACAGACCCUGGAUGAUCUGCAGGCAGAGGAGGACAAAGUGAAUACUCUGACCAAGGCCAAGACAAAGCUGGAGCAGCAAGUGGACGAUCUUGAAGGGUCCUUGGAGCAAGAGAAGAAGCUUCGUAUGGACCUUGAAAGAGCCAAGAGGAAGCUUGAAGGAGAUCUGAAACUGGCCCAGGAAUCCACAAUGGAUUUGGAAAAUGAUAAGCAGCAGAUGGAUGAAAAGCUUAAGAAGAAAGACUUUGAAAUCAGCCAACUCCAAAGCAAAAUUGAAGAUGAACAGGCCUUGGGCUCCCAGCUUCAGAAGAAGAUCAAAGAGUUACAGGCCCGUAUUGAAGAACUGGAGGAAGAAAUUGAGGCUGAGCGGGCAUCUCGGGCCAAAGCAGAGAAACAACGGGCUGACCUUUCCAGGGAACUUGAAGAGAUCAGUGAGCGUCUGGAGGAAGCUGGAGGAGCAACAGCAGCCCAGAUUGAGAUGAACAAGAAACGUGAGGCAGAAUUCCAGAAAAUCCGCCGGGACCUUGAAGAGGCCACCCUGCAGCAUGAAGCUACUUCAGCUGCCCUCCGCAAGAAGCAUGCAGAUAGUGCAGCUGAACUUGGGGAGCAAAUUGAUAACCUCCAACGUGUCAAACAGAAGCUGGAGAAGGAAAAGAGUGAGCUGAAGAUGGAGAUUGAUGACCUUGCUAGCAACAUGGAAACUGUGUCAAAAUCAAAGUCAGCUCUUGAGAAAUUAUCCCGCUCCUUGGAAGAUCAACUCAGUGAGGUUAAAGCAAAAGAGGAAGAACACCAAAGGACAAUUAAUGACUUAAGUGCCCAAAGAGCUCGUCUGCAGACAGAAACAGGUGAAUUGGCCCGCCAAGUGGAAGAAAAAGAUUCUUUGAUUUCCCAGCUCUCAAGAAGCAAACAAGGUUUCACCCAACAGAUUGAAGAAUUAAAGAGACAGCUUGAAGAAGAAAUAAAGGCUAAGAAUGCAUUGGCCCAUGGCUUGCAAUCUGCUCGCCAUGAUUGUGAUUUGCUCCGAGAGCAAUAUGAAGAGGAACAAGAAGCCAAGGCUGAGCUCCAACGUGCCAUGUCCAAGGCAAACAGUGAAGUCGCCCAAUGGAGGACCAAAUAUGAGACUGAUGCCAUUCAGCGCACUGAGGAACUUGAGGAAGCCAAGAAAAAACUUGCUCAGCGUCUGCAAGAUGCUGAGGAACACGUAGAAGCUGUCAAUUCCAAGUGUGCUUCCCUUGAGAAGACAAAACAAAGGCUGCAGAAUGAAGUGGAGGACCUUAUGAUUGAUGUGGAGAGGUCCAAUUCAGCCUGUGCAGCUCUAGAUAAGAAGCAGAAGAACUUUGAUAAGAUCCUGGCAGAAUGGAAACAGAAAUUUGAGGAAGCUCAGUCUGAAUUAGAUGCUUCUCAGAAGGAGUCUCGCUCUCUCAGCACAGAACUCUUUAAGAUGAAGAAUUCUUAUGAGGAAUCCUUGGAUCACCUGGAAACUCUGAAGCGUGAGAACAAGAAUCUCCAGCAGGAGAUAUCUGACCUCACAGAACAGAUUGCUGAGGGAGGAAAGGCUAUCCAUGAAUUGGAAAAAGUGAAGAAGCAGAUUGAACAGGAGAAAUCAGAACUCCAGGCAUCUCUAGAAGAAGCUGAGGCUUCUCUGGAACAUGAGGAAGGCAAAAUCCUCCGCAUCCAACUGGAGCUCAACCAGGUGAAGGCUGAUAUUGACAGAAGAAUUGCAGAGAAGGAUGAAGAAAUUGAUCAGCUGAAGAGGAAUCACCUGAGAGUCGUGGAGUCCAUGCAGAGCACACUGGAUGCUGAAGUUAGGAGCAGAAAUGAUGCCCUAAGGGUUAAGAAGAAGAUGGAGGGAGAUCUGAAUGAAAUGGAAAUUCAGCUGAGCCAUGCCAACCGCCAAGCUGCUGAGGCUAUAAAGAAUCUCAGAAAUACACAAGGGCAGCUCAAGGAUACACAAUUGCAUUUGGAUGAUGCUGUGAGAAGCCAGGAUGAUCUGAAAGAGCAGGUGGCCAUGGUUGAGCGCAGAGCUAACCUGAUGCAGGCGGAGAUUGAGGAGCUUCGGGCAGCUCUGGAACAGACAGAGAGGGGCAGGAAAGUGGCUGAACAGGAACUUCUGGAUGCAAGUGAGCGUGUGCAACUCCUCCACACACAGAACACAAGCUUGAUUAACACCAAGAAGAAGCUGGAAACAGAUAUUUCCCAGAUGCAGAGUGAAGUGGAAGAGACUGUUCAGGAAGCUCGCAAUGCAGAAGAGAAAGCCAAGAAGGCCAUCACUGAUGCAGCUAUGAUGGCUGAGGAACUCAAGAAGGAGCAAGACACCAGUGCCCAUCUGGAAAGGAUGAAGAAGAACCUGGAGCAGACUGUGAAGGAUCUCCAGCACCGCCUGGAUGAGGCAGAACAGCUAGCAAUGAAGGGUGGCAAGAAGCAGCUGCAGAAACUAGAGCACAGAGUGCGGGAGCUGGAAGCUGAAGUAGAGAAUGAGCAGAAGCGCAGUGCUGAUGCUAUCAAGGGUGUACGCAAAUAUGAGAGACGUGUAAAGGAACUGACCUACCAGUCUGAGGAAGAUCGGAAGAAUGUUCUGAGGCUUCAGGAUCUGGUGGACAAACUGCAAAUGAAAGUGAAAGCAUACAAGAGGCAAUCUGAGGAAUCCGAGGAACAAUCCAACCUCAACCUUUCCAAGUUCCGCAAGAUUCAGCAUGAACUGGAAGAGGCCGAAGAGAGGGCUGACAUUGCAGAGUCCCAGGUCAACAAAUUGCGGGUGAAGUCCCGUGAUGCUGGAAAGCAAGCCAAAAGUGAAGAAUAAGCUUGCUGAGAUACUUCAAGGUGACUGAAGGGAUGCGCAAAAUGUGAAGCUCUUUAUCACUUUGAUUUGUAGUUGUUCAUUUCUCAACGUGUAGAUCCUAGGAAAUAAAGAUGGUAGAAACCUUUGCAAACAUCAA
Messenger RNA from Anolis sagrei ordinatus, 6060 nucleotides. Its product is annotated as myosin-1B. Gene Ontology annotation, biological process: muscle contraction. Lineage: Eukaryota; Metazoa; Chordata; Lepidosauria; Squamata; Anolidae. The record is from RefSeq and is a predicted model, not a curated record. Gene Ontology annotation, cellular component: myosin II complex; myosin filament; cytoplasm. Gene Ontology annotation, molecular function: actin filament binding; ATP binding; microfilament motor activity.